AGCACGCGGCGGGCGCGUGAUUGUCUGCGGUCAACUCCUUGUUUGUGCUGCGAAGGUUGGACUAAAGUUGUUCUGUGCGUUCGAACCCGGUCGACCCAUGCAUUCCAUUUACAAGUUUUGGUAGAAAAGCAAACAUGGCGGAAAAGUUGCGUUUGCUUGAAGAUAAAGAAAGAAAGAAAAAUUGGAAGCGUUGGGGGCCUUAUUUAUCGGAGAGACAGUGGGGAACAGUAAGAGAGGAUUAUUCUCCGGAUGGAAACUGUUGGGAAUAUUUGAGUCAUGAAGAGUCACGAUCACGUGCAUACAGAUGGGGUGAGGAUGGAUUGCUUGGUAUUUGUGAUCGACAGUGCAGGUUGUGCUUCUCCGUUGCUUUGUGGAAUGGAAAAGACCCGAUACUAAAGGAGCGUCUUUUUGGGUUGACAGGACCGGAAGGCAACCAUGGGGAAGAUGUGAAGGAGAAUUAUUAUUACCUUGAUAGUAGCCCAACACAUAGUUACAUGAAAAUGCUUUACAAGUAUCCACAAAGUGAAUAUCCAUAUGCGGACCUUGUUCAUACAAAUCGAAACCGUGGUUUACAUGUAGCAGAGUACGAGUUGGAAGACACUGGAGCUUUCAAUGACAGCAAGUACUGGGAUGUGAUGGUGGAAUAUGCCAAGAACGACCCACAAGACAUUUUGUGUAAAGUUACAGUCAGCAACAGAGGACCAGAAACUGCUGAAAUUCAUGUUUUGCCAACACUGUGGUAUCGUAACACAUGGAUAUGGGGGUGCACACAUGAGGGUUGUACAGUGAAACCUUCCAUCACCAAAGUAAAUGAGAAGAAAGUGACUUGUAAACACCAAACACUAGAUAAAAUGGAAUGGAGUUUUGAGGAUGUACCAAACCAACCUGAACCCAAACUGCUUUUCACUGAAAAUGAAACAAACACAAAAAUGUUGUUUAAUAUUGAUCAUUAUACCAAGUACACAAAGGAUGCUUUUCAUAGAUAUAUUGUUAAAGGUGAAACAGAUGCAGUAGCUGCUUCAAACAAAGGAACUAAAGUAGCUGCUCAUUACAAACUAACUGUACCUGCUGGGGAGAGUGUUGUUCUUCACUCACGAUUAGUAGAAUCAGCAACUGCUACGAACCCGUUACAAGGUAAAACAAAUGAUGACGUGAUCAAGAAACGAAUACUAGAAACUGACGAUUACUACAAGAGUAAAUUUCCACAAGUAAAAGGUGAAUGCAUGAACAUUCUGCGUCAGGCUUGUGCUGGACUACUGUGGUCCAAACAGUUUUAUCAUUAUAUUGUCAAUGAUUGGUUGAAAGGAGAUGCAGACCAAGUUCCACCACCAGAAUCCAGAUUACAGGGCCGAAAUAAAGACUGGAUUCACCUUUUUAAUCGAGAUGUGAUUUCAAUGCCAGAUAAAUGGGAAUAUCCAUGGUAUGCAUCGUGGGAUUUAGCUUUCCACAUGAUACCAUUCUGUAAGAUUGAUCCUGAGUUCGCUAAGAGUCAACUCUUGUUGUUUUUACGCGAGUGGUACAUGGCACCAAGCGGUCAGAUACCAGCUUAUGAGUUUGCUUUCAACGAUGUGAACCCACCAGUCCAUGCAUGGUCUGUGUAUAGAGUAUACAAACUUACUGCACCAAAAGGACAGCGGGACCAGUUGUUUUUGGCACGCUGCUUUCAAAAACUUAUUCUCAACUUUACUUGGUGGGUGAAUAGAAAAGAUCCUGAGGGCAAAAAUGUAUUUUCCGGUGGUUUUCUUGGACUGGACAAUAUAGGUGUAUUUGAUAGAUCCAAACCAUUACCCACUGGUGGCCAUCUGGAACAGGCUGAUGGAACAGCAUGGAUGGCAUUCUUCUGUGUAGUGAUGUUGGAUAUGGCACUUGAGCUUGCAAUGCAUGAUGCUUCAUAUGAAGACAUGGCCAGCAAGUUCUUUGAACAUUUCAUUAUGAUUGUUGAUGCAAUGAAUGCUGCUGGCAAUGGAGAAGGUUUGUGGGAUGAAGAAGAAGGAUUUUACUACGAUGUCUUGAGGUUUCGUGAUUCAUCUCAACCAUUGAGGGUUCGUUCCAUGGUUGGUUUGAUCCCUCUGUAUGCUUGCCUUGUAUUGGAUGGUGAGAACACACAUCAACUACCCGGCUUUAAAAAGAGGACGGAGUGGUUUUUAACCAACAGGAAAGAUCUGCAGUCUCGGAUAACUUUCAUGACUGAGGAAGUUUCGAGCGAUGGAAAACCAAGUCGAAUAUUACUUGCCAUACCAACACUUGCACAACUUAAAUGUUUACUCAAAUAUUUACUAGACGAAAACGAGUUUUUGUCUCCGUAUGGGAUUCGAUCGUUGUCAAAGGUUCACCAGAACAAACCAUUCGUGAUGUUUGUUGAUGGAUCUGAACAUAGGGUUGAUUACGUUCCUGGUGAAUCCAACACUUAUUUGUUUGGUGGAAACAGUAACUGGCGUGGUCCUAUUUGGCUUUGUGUGAACUACCUUAUCAUUGAAGCACUUGAACGUUAUGAUUACUUCUAUGGUGAAAAACUAAAAGUUGAAUGUCCAACUGGAUCUGGUAACUUUAUGAGACUUAAGGAUGUAGCGAAGGAGAUCAGCAGAAGGUUGGUUUCGUUAUUCGAACCGGAUCCAGUGACCGGACGCAGACCGUGCCAUGGUGACAAUGAUACUUAUGCCAAGGAUAAGUUCUGGAAAGAUCUGGUUCUCUUCUAUGAAUAUUUUCAUGCUGAGAGUGGUAGGGGUUGCGGUGCAAGUCACCAAACUGGUUGGACAGCUGUCGUUGUGAAUUGCAUUGAAAGGAUGUUCGCUUAGUUUGUAUAUACUCAGUAUAUCAUUAUACACAGAAUAGGUACCAACUUUUAAUCAUGAAUAUAUUCCUUCGUACAUUUU
Ciona intestinalis (vase tunicate) is the source of this 2873-nucleotide messenger RNA. The record is from RefSeq and is a predicted model, not a curated record. Lineage: Eukaryota; Metazoa; Chordata; Ascidiacea; Phlebobranchia; Cionidae.